AUGUGCGCCGGCACGAAAGUGUGGAAACCAAGGGGAGUAGCCGUUAUCGAACUGGACAUCUCAUCACUCGAACAGGAGACUGUCGACGAGCUUUUCCAAAGUGUAACCUACAUAAAAAUGUGCAUCACCAUGCGACAAUCACAAAUUCAGUACCUACGCAUGCCGAACCUGGUCGAAGUGCACACAUGCAAGAAAGGUCGCCCAGCAUUCACUAUAGAGGGAAAUCCGAAACUAGAGAUCAUUCAUGGAUCCACAACUUUUAAAUGGGAUGUCAGUAUUGAGCCCUUCUAUGUUACUUACAACCCAGCGCUAAAACAGUACCCUCCAUGGGAGAAAUGCAAGUACUGCGUGUUCGAGCCAAAUACGAGGUGCGGAGUGAUCUGGCCGGCCCUGGCUUAUACUACACUUGAAGAGAUUCUGCAGAACUGUAUGGGAAAACCAAGGAUUGUAUUCAACGAAGUGGUCACUGUCACGCAGGAGCAGUUCACACAGCUUUGUUUUCAAGCCGUAUAUCUGCAAAUGUGCUUCAAUAUCACUAAUACCGAC
Haemonchus placei is the source of this 546-nucleotide messenger RNA. Lineage: Eukaryota; Metazoa; Nematoda; Chromadorea; Rhabditida; Trichostrongylidae. The record is from the annotation of a GenBank genome assembly.